Messenger RNA from Fundulus heteroclitus (mummichog), 2291 nucleotides. It is a transcript of the gene gtf2e1, whose product is annotated as general transcription factor IIE, polypeptide 1, alpha. The coding region runs from base 200 to 1540 and encodes 446 amino acids. Gene Ontology annotation, biological process: transcription open complex formation at RNA polymerase II promoter; transcription initiation at RNA polymerase II promoter. The record is from RefSeq and is a predicted model, not a curated record. NCBI's taxonomy places the organism in Eukaryota, Metazoa, Chordata, Actinopteri, Cyprinodontiformes, Fundulidae. The transcript has 6 exons. Gene Ontology annotation, cellular component: transcription factor TFIIE complex.
UGGUUUUAUUUCCGGAGUUACCUUAAACUCUUAAAGCACAUUAGCUAAGCUUAGCAACUGAAACAUUCUGAGAUAUACAAGAAUGCCGAUUGACUAAACUGUGUUAACAUCCGACGAAAGGACCGAGUGUCUUUAGUCUAAAAUGGUUUAACUAAGCGUUUCGGUGUCUCUGGCGAAACGGGAAGAUUAACGGUUAAAAAUGAUUGAACCUGAGCUACUAACUGAAGUCCCCGCGUCCCUGAAGCGGCUAGCUAAGCAGGUCGUGCGGGGGUUCUAUGGGAUAGAACAUGCCUUGGCCCUUGACGUACUGAUCCGUAACCCGUGUGUGCGGGAAGAGGACAUGCUGGAGCUGCUGAAGUUUGACCGGAAACAGCUGCGCUCUGUGCUCAACACCCUCAAAGCAGACAAGUUUGUCAAGUGCCGAAUGCGAGUGGAGACGGCGCCUGAUGGCAAGACAACGCGGCACAACUACUACUUCAUUAACUACAGGUUACUGGUUAACGUAGUGAAGUACAAACUGGAUCACAUGCGACGUCGCAUUGAGACAGACGAACGGGACUCCACCAACCGUGCCUCCUUCAGAUGCCCCUGCUGCUUCUCCACUUUCACUGACCUGGAGGCCAAUCAGCUGUUUGAUCCCAUGACAGGUACGUUUCGCUGCACCUUUUGUCAGACUGAGGUAGAGGAGGACGAAUCUGUCUGCCCUGAUGCCAGGACGCCCGUGGCCCGCUUUAAUGAGCAAAUCGAGCCCAUCUACGCACUCCUACGCGAAACCGAAGACAUUAACUUGUCCCAUGACCUGCUGGAGCCGGAGCCCACUGAGAUCCCCGCUCUGAAACAGAGUCGCGAACGAGCUGCUGCCGCUGCUAACGCUGCGGGCGGACCACAUCGUGAAGCCUGGUCUAACAAAGGAGCCUCCUACGCUGACUUGUACAUCCAGAAUGUGGUCAUUAGCAUGGAGGAGCAGGACGACCAGAAGAAGCAGGUCAACGAGGCCAAGCCCCCGAAGGAGCGGCCCGUUUGGUUGACCCAGAGCACGGUGCAGGGGGCUUACAGCGAGCCCGACGCGCUCAAGAGCCGCGGCGACAUUGCGCCCGGAGCUCAGCAAGGCGCCGCCGGCCCCGGAGCCGGUCAGGCGGAUGAAAACGAGGAAGUGAUGCGCGCUCUGCUCAUCCACGAGAAGAGGGCCGUCGCCGGAGCAGGUGUGGGCGGAGCGAGCGCGGCCGCCAGGGGUCACGCCUCCGCCACGGCUAACGCCAGUGACUCAGAGAGCGACACCAGUGAAUCAGAGGACGAACUCCCCGCGGGCCCCACCGCUGCCACGGCCUUUCAGCGUCGCGCUGACCACGAGGUCGAAGAAGAGGAUGACGACGACGAAUUCGAGGAGGUGGGGGACGAGCCGACGGUGAUGGUGGGAGGCCGGCCGUUCUCGUACAGGGAGGUGAGCGAAAGGCCCGAGCUGGUGGAGCGGAUGUCUGUGCAGGAAAAAGAGGCGUACAUCGAGAUGGGACAGAACCUCUUCCAAGACAUGUUCUUCUGAAGGCGCACAGAGAUUUAGAUACUGUAAGUGACACGCGAUUGAUGACUGAUGCCUCUGCUGUCUUACGCUGUCAGCGGACAACCUCUAAACAGGAAACAAGAUGCUGCUCUAUUCAGUGUAUGUCAUUAAAACAGCAAAAGUUUGCUUUGCCAGUGUUUUUUUUUUUUUUUUUUUUUUCCCCCAGUGGUUAUGUAUUUUUAGUAUUUCCUCCUGAAGUAUUUUUGAAAGUUACCAAACCCCAAAAAAAAGGAACCGACAACCCGCCGUCUGCCGGCCGUGCUUUCUUUUCAUUUUCCAGUUUGUGUCAAUUCAAAAUGAAACUCUCUGUCUGCACCAGGAAGGUUUUAGCCAUCGUUUUUCACUUGACGGACAGAAGGGACACAACAUUUGUUUCUAAUCGAUGACAGCCGUCUACACACCGGCGAAUUUCUCAUGUAUCCAGUCAGUUUUGUUGAAUGGGCAUAAUUGCAUUGAUUGUGCGAGAACUGGUGAAAGAUACCCGAGCACUUCGCAGUGCGGGGGUUGGACACCGACACACCGAACAAGCCGCUGCCGCUUUCAUUAUCCCGCCCAUCUCGGAUGAUAUGAACCAGAGAAUAUUCAACAAUUCAAAAGGAUUGGUCUGAAAUCUCGUCUCAGGCAAAAUGCAGAGGGAGAAGGUGAUCUUGGUACAUUUCUUUUGUGGGGUAACGGUAAAAUAUUUGUAACUUUGAGAUAUCUGUAAUAAAAUAAUAUUGCCACACUGCCUAAA